CGCAAUUCAGCCAUUGACAUUUUGUGCAAGUGUGCUGUAUGAAGCCAUUGAGUUUGAAUUUCUUUAAACCAGUCAAAUAGUGCUGGCUCCUUCUCAUUAUAAGAAUACCCUGCAGUUAACAGAGUAGGAAAAAAAAUCUUAGAGGAGAGAGAGUAUAACUUUUAUAGAACCUACUAUGAGAAAAUCAGUCACCGGAGGUAAAGUCAAAGAAGAAAAUAAAGCAGAAACAAGUUCUGAAGAUAAAGGAUGUAAAGAAGAUGUUCUUCAGGGACCUAUUUUAACUAAGAUUGAGAUAACAUCAGCUGAAACUGACUCAAUGGCAUCUUCUUCUGCCAAAAAGGAUCAGGAUGAUCAUCAACUUGAAUUGGCAAAAGCCGAGAUCGGUGAAGUGAUUGGAGAAAAUCAAAGGCUAAGGAUGUGUUUAGAUCGAAUUCUAAAGGAUUAUCGGAACCUUCAAAUGCAAUACCAAGAUGUUGUUCGACAAGAUGCUGCUAAAAAAUCAACAAGUUCAGUUCAAGAUACAGAAGAAGAAUCUGCAGAACUUAUCUCCCUCAGCCUGGGAAUGAGUUCAAGUGACCACUUUGCAAAAAGAGAUGGGUUCUCUAAAAUGUCAAAAAAAGAAAAAGUGGGUGAAAAAUUAGAGAAACAAGGAAUCUUGGAUCUGGGAAUGGACUGCAAACUUGAAGUACCACCAGUCGAACCUUCUCCGGUUGUUAGCCCAGGGACUAGCGUAGAAGGAAUCAAGGAAGAAACUGCAGGUGAGAAUUUUCCACCCCAUAGCAUGCAGAAGAGUAUUGUUAGAAAUGGUGAUGAUGAACUCUCACAGCAGAACCCCGCUAAAAGAGCUAGGGUAUCAGUUCGAGUCAGAUGUGACACCCCAACAAUGAAUGAUGGAUGUCAAUGGAGGAAAUAUGGGCAGAAGAUUGCAAAAGGAAACCCUUGCCCUCGAGCAUAUUAUCGUUGCACUGUUGCACCGUCCUGCCCAGUUAGAAAGCAGGUGCAAAGAUGUGCAGAUGACAUGUCCCUCUUGGUCACUACAUAUGAAGGAACACAUAAUCAUCCACUUUCUGUCUCCGCCACUGCCAUGGCUUCCACCACUUCUGCAGCUGCCUCCAUGCUAAUGUCCGACUCAUCAACCUCGGGAUCAUCAGGUGCAACAUCAUCGUCUCCUCUUACCACAAACUGUGUGAAUCUCAAUGGACACAAUUUCCAUCUCUCUGAUAACUCGAGAUCAAAGCCAUUUUACCCACCAAAUUCAUCGCAUUCAUCCUCCACUUCCUAUCCAACUCUCACUCUUGAUCUCACUUCAAACACAGCCUCAGCUCGACUAGGCAACUUUCCUCCAAGGUAUUCUACCACAAAUCUCAACUUCAGUUCUUUGGAAUCAAAUGCUUUACCAAUCUCUUGGAGUAAUGGGUUUCUUAGUUAUGGAAAUCCACCAUACAACAAAAACCAAACUGGUCCAUUGAGCUUUGGAUCACAUCCUCAAGAAAUCCUAUACCAAUCUUACUUGCAAAAGAAUCUAAAUCCUACACAACAGUCUCUUCCACCAGAUACUAUUGCAGCUGCCACAAAAGCAAUUACUUCAGACCCAAGUUUCCAAUCUGCAUUAGCAGCUGCUCUUACAUCAAUCAUUGGCUCUGGUGGUGCUACUUCCAGUACUGCAGGAAAUCAAACUGUAGGUGAUAAGUCCAGCCAAAAUAUAAAGUCCAGUACAGAACCUAAUUUUCCUAUUCUUUCCAGCUUUCCAUCAACUUCAAAUGCCAACAAAUGUGCUCCAAGUUUUAUGAACAAAUCCCCACCCUCGUCUAGUUCUUAACCAGCUGGCUUGACGUUUCUUUCGAAUUCAUUCCCCUUUUCCACCUCGAAGAGCAAAUCUAACUCUCCAGGUGACAAAUAGGAUUCAUCACAUCAUAUUAGUACAUUGCUUUUUGCAUGCUUAACCAUUAAUUUUUAAUUUAAUCCACAAAGAUAGAGGCUGGUGGAACUCUUAGCACGGCGCAAUUUUCGCAUGGAUUUUUUCUUGUUCUAAAUUCAUCUGGCAAAGGGAUGAUGUGAGAUGAAGAAAAAUUGUGCACACAGACACUGACUGGUGGUAAAGAAACUUGAAUAAAUGCCAGUAUUUUAUCUUUAUGUGGCCAACUUUUGUUAACAACUGUGGAUAGUUUUAUGUAAUUUGUUGACUUUAUGAAUUAUGUCGUUUGUUUUCUGUUUACUUGUAAUUAGGAAUAUGAUAAUGAUUUCUCUAUUGUCAACUAAUAAAAACAACCAAGAUUUAUUGUAAAAGAAUUUUUAAUAUACUCUUA
Olea europaea var. sylvestris is the source of this 2306-nucleotide messenger RNA. Its product is annotated as probable WRKY transcription factor 72. Gene Ontology annotation, molecular function: DNA-binding transcription factor activity; sequence-specific DNA binding. Bases 176 to 1819 code for a protein of 547 amino acids. The record is from RefSeq and is a predicted model, not a curated record. The transcript is spliced from 5 exons. Lineage: Eukaryota; Viridiplantae; Streptophyta; Magnoliopsida; Lamiales; Oleaceae. Gene Ontology annotation, biological process: regulation of DNA-templated transcription.